Messenger RNA from Acipenser ruthenus (sterlet), 1537 nucleotides. RefSeq names its product mitochondrial import receptor subunit TOM40 homolog. The record is from RefSeq and is a predicted model, not a curated record. The transcript is spliced from 10 exons. Gene Ontology annotation, molecular function: transmembrane protein transporter activity. The coding region runs from base 27 to 1163 and encodes 378 amino acids. Gene Ontology annotation, cellular component: mitochondrial outer membrane translocase complex; mitochondrial outer membrane. Gene Ontology annotation, biological process: protein import into mitochondrial matrix. Lineage: Eukaryota; Metazoa; Chordata; Actinopteri; Acipenseriformes; Acipenseridae.
CUCCUGAGAGAUAACCAGAGCAGCCAAUGGGAAUCAGCGAGGGGUCGGCGGUAGCCAAUCGCGUUGGAGAGGAGGCAGACCCGGUUGUCAUCAGUUCUGCAGCCGGCUGGGAGCGCCCCGUCCUUCUGUUAAAGACCGGGGUUGCAGCGUGUAGAAUGGGUAACGUGUUGGCAGCUGGUUCCCCCAGCCCCGCUGCGGGCUCCCCUGCAGCUGGACCGGGCCUGGUAUCGGUACCACCGGGCUUCACCAUGCCCCAGGUCUCCCCCCUCAGCCCCCCGGCAGAGCCCAACGCCAGCGAGGGAAGGCUGCCCAACCCAGGCCCCUUCGAGGAGUGCCACCGGAAAUGCAAAGAGGUGUUUCCAGCACCCAUGGAUGGGGUCAAGCUGAUCGUCAACAAAGGACUCAGCAAUAACUUCCAGGUGAAUCACACGGUCUCUCUCAGCACCCUGGGGGAAUCCAACUACCACUUCGGAGCCACGUACGUGGGCACGAAGCAGCUGAGCCCCACCGAGGCUUUUCCAGUGAUGGUCGGAGACAUGGACAAUAGCGGCAGUUUGAACGCACAGAUUAUUCACCAGCUAACGACAAAGCUGCGCUCCAAACUAGCAUUCCAGACCCAGCAGUCCAAGUUUGUGAACUGGCAGGUUGACGGGGAGUACAGAGGAGAGGACUUCACUGCUGCUGUGACACUGGGAAACCCUGACAUCAUCGUGGGGUCAGGUAUCCUGGUUGCUCACUACCUCCAGAGUGUCACCCCUGCGCUGGCUCUGGGGGGGGAGCUGGUAUAUCACCGGCGGCCGGGUGAGGAGGGCACCGUCAUGUCCCUGGCAGGGAGGUAUACAGGCAGUAACUGGAUCGCUACACUAACACUAGGACAGGCAGGAGCCCAUGCCACGUAUUACCACAAAGCUAACGACCAGUUGCAGGUAGGGGUGGAGUUUGAAGCCAGCACGCGAAUGCAGGACACCAGCGUAUCUUUUGGCUACCAGCUGGACCUGCCCAAAGCGAACCUGCUCUUCAAAGGGUCUCUGGACAGUAACUGGAUUGUUGGGGCUACCCUGGAGAAGAAGCUGCUGCCUCUGCCUCUCACCCUGGCCAUGGGGGCACUACUGAAUCACAAGAAGAACAAGUUCCAGUGCGGGUUCGGCCUCACCAUCGGAUAAACACUGGAGAGACGGACACAGAGAGACGGGCAGACAGACAGACACAGAGAGACGGGCAGACACAGACAGACACAGAGAGACGGGCAGACAGACAGACACAGAGAGACAGACACAGAGAGACGGGCAGACAGACAGACACAGAGAGACGGGCAGACAGACAGACAGACACAGAGAGACGGACAGACAGACACACAGAGAGACGGACAGACGGACAGACACAGAGAGACAGAGAGACGGGCAGACAGAGAGAGAGAGAGACUGACUGACGGAGAGAGAGAGGGACGGACAGACGGACUCUUAAGACAACAAGAACUACACAGCAAACUCAACAUAGACUCUCUAGAAAAAAAAAUUAAACUUUUUUUUUUUUUUAA